Messenger RNA from Sitodiplosis mosellana (orange wheat blossom midge), 1442 nucleotides. RefSeq lists its product as uncharacterized. The transcript has 3 exons. The record is from RefSeq and is a predicted model, not a curated record. Lineage: Eukaryota; Metazoa; Arthropoda; Insecta; Diptera; Cecidomyiidae. Bases 68 to 937 code for a protein of 289 amino acids.
CCGGCGAAGAGACAAAUUUGAAAACAUAAACGCAAAGAAAUACCUUCGCGAUGCAAAACGUGAGCGUAUGACUCGACUCUUUACAUUCGAAGAAAAAUACGAUCUCAAGGAAACAGCAGCAGCUAUCGGACAAAUGCCGUCUCCAUGUGGCGUACACUGGCUAUCGUACAUCGAGCAUCGGUUGCGGGUAAUGAAAAAUGGCAUUGAAACCUACACGAUUCGUGGAAUUGCACGUCUGGGAUUGGACAAGCACAUUGAAGAGGUUCGUGCGAUGGACGAAAAGGCUGCUGAACUGGUAAAUGGCAAGGUGGCCAUAGUUUACAUGGGUGCCGCGGACGUUCCAGCGAAUUCGCCAAUACGAAUCAAGAAGCAUGUGCGAUGUCCAGGCAACCGCAAGUUAAUUGCCGCAUUCAAAAAGCGUGGCAAUGUCAUUGUUCGAAUGGUCAAUGAAUUCAUGACAUCUCAAUUGUGUGGCCGCUGCUUCAAACAAUAUCCACGACACACUCGAGGUGAUCGAUUCAAGAAAUGCAACGAUUGUCGUCCAGAUCCACGUGUUGGCUUGCCCCGAACCAUCGUGACCAAUGUGUGCAAACGUGCACUUCAAAUGAAGCGAGCAUUCGAACGAACAUGGCGACAGAUGCGAGACAUGGGUGAUCCUAUUGCAGCAACUUUGACAUCAACAAACACAAGCCGUUUGGUACCAACGAAGACACGCUUCGUCAAAACAUGGCAACCAAAUGGUUUAAAUGUUGAAUUGGAAGAUGCUGCUCAGCCACAGAACACACUCAAAGCGGUCUGGCAUCGUGAAAUCUCAGCAGCGAAGCUGAUCUUAUACAAAGGUCAUUGUCAGCUGUUCGGUUUGCCGAUCCAUCCAACGCUGCUGCCAACCGCUCGCAAUGCAAAUGGUGCCAUACAACCGAAUGCCGGAAAUCCAUGAUGAUUGACAUAGCAGCAAUCAACCAUAUUCAAUAUUUAAUUUAAGAAAAUAAUCUAACGAUUUGUUAGUCCGCUGACCUUUGAUUUUGUGGGAAAGCAUAGUCAGUACUGGAGCCAAUUUAUGAGUAACACUUUGAGUUGAAUAAUUUUAUCAUCUCCAUUAAUCGCUCUUUGAGUAAGAAGUUGCGUUCUGUGGGUAUGAUUUCAAUUGAGACUCAGUGUUUCAUUAUACGUUGGUCGCUAGUAGAUUGAUAAAUUAAUAACAAUACUGAACAUUCAAUAGGCACGUCAAAUGUAUCAUCAGAACAAAAUUCCAUGCGAUUGAAUAGAGAAUCGUGGUUUUUGCGUAAGAGGAGUUUCACGCGAACAAAGCUCAAUUUUGAAUUGAAUGACAAUGUAAUCUUAUUUAAUUCAUCGUGUAAUCAUCGUUGUUUUUUCUGAAUCGCAAGAUAACUUAUCGCUUCUAUGUCUGUUGGACUGAAAUAAAUAGGUAUUUAUGAGCGAAA